Messenger RNA from Paramisgurnus dabryanus, 2604 nucleotides. Lineage: Eukaryota; Metazoa; Chordata; Actinopteri; Cypriniformes; Cobitidae. The record is from RefSeq and is a predicted model, not a curated record.
AUGCCAUUUCAAGGUGUGCAUGUGUGUUUGAUGGUGUUGUUACUCAGCACUUUAAUCUCUUCAAAGCUCUUUCAGACCUGUCGACUUAUCCGCAGCACCUCAGACCUGCCCGUGUUGGCCAGCAAGGGAGACAUUACCAUUGGCGCCCUCUUCUCUCUACAUGACACAGUGCUGGAAUCUCUACUGUCUUUUACUGCAAAGCCAAAUCCAACGCACUGCUCGGGGUUUAAUUUUCGAACCUUUAGGUGGAUGCAGACAAUGAUUUUUGCCAUAGAGCAGAUCAACAGAGAUAACAGACUCCUGCCCAAUAUAACUCUGGGUUAUAAGAUUUACGACUCAUGCAGUACACAUUUCCAUGCCCUCCGCACAGCCUUGGCCCUGAUGAGUGGUCAUGAAGAAGAUUCGGAGAAUCCUGGGUGCCAAGGCAAAGUACCUGUUGUCAUUGGUGAUGGAGGAUCCACAUUAUCCCUAGUGGUUGCACACUUUUUAGGUGUUUUUCAUGUUCCACAGGUAAGCUAUUUCUCCAGCUGUGCAUGUCUCAGUAAUAAACUCGAGUUUCCAGCAUUUCUGAGGACUAUGCCCAGUGACUUUUUUCAAGUGGAUGCUCUUGCACAGCUAGUGCAACACUUUGGUUGGAGCUGGAUAGGAACUUUCGCAGGAGAUGAUGCUUAUGGUCGUGGAGGUGCUCAAAUCUUCAACGAUGAGGUUAAAAAACUGGGUGCAUGUAUUGGAUUUUAUGAAAUUAUACCAAAGAACCAUGAAAAAGCAGAGAUGUCCAGGAUUGUAAUGAGAAUUCGUGAGACAGGUGCCCGUGUGGUUCUGGUCUUUGCUUUAGAACAAGAUGCAAGGGCUAUCUUUUGGGAAGCCCUUUUGCAAAACCUCACUGGUAUACAAUGGCUGGCCAGUGAGGCCUGGAUCACAGCAGCUGUUCUCUCCACACCUGAAUUUCACUCCAUCCUGCAAGGUUCCAUGGGAUAUGCAAUCCGCAAGGCUGAUAUUCCCGGCCUGCAGCCUUUCCUGCUACGGCUGCAUCCUUCCAAAUACCCUCAGGACCCAUUUGUAUUGCAGUUCUGGCAGGAAAUGUUUAAGUGCUCUCUAGGUAAAGAAAAUGAAAGUUCGCCUCUUAAACCCCCGUGUAAUGGCUCAGAAGUACUAGUUAACACAGGCAACAUUUACUCCGAUGUAUCCCAGCUUAGAAUCUCCUAUAAUGUUUAUAAAGCAGUGUACGCAAUUGCUCACGCUCUGGAUUCAAUGCUACACUGUGAACCAGGCAAAGGACCUUUCAAAGAUGGAUUGUGCCCCAACUCUAGCUCCAUACAACCACAGGAGCUUCUGCAUUAUCUGAAGAAUGUACACUUCACUAAUGAGUUUGGUGAGGAGACGAAGUUUGAUGGUAACGGAGAUCCUGUGGCUAUGUAUGAUCUUAUCAACUGGCAGCUCAGUGACAAUGGAGAGGUGCAGUAUGCCACUGUGGGGAGGUUUGAUGAAACAAUGCAGCCAAAAUUAGUGAUUGAAGAGAAAAACAUCAUCUGGAAUGGAAACCAGAGACAAGUUCCUGUGUCCAUCUGCAGCACCAGCUGUCCUCCAGGCACUAGAAAGGCUACCAGGCCAAACUUUCCUCUCUGCUGCUUUGACUGCAUUCUCUGUACAGCUGGGGAGGUUAGCAAUCAGACAGAUGCCCUAGAGUGUGAAAAAUGCCUGCCUGAGUACUGGUCCAAUACUAGACGAGACACCUGCAUCCCCAAACUGGUCGAAUUCCUCUCCUUCAGCGAUACCAUGGGAAUCGCUUUGCUAGCCGUGGCCUUGCUGGGGUCCUGUUUCACUAUUGCGGUUGCUCUGAUUUUUGCUUUCAAACGUCACACCCCCUUAGUCAGAGCUAAUAACUCUGAGCUCAGUUUCCUCAUUCUCAGCUCCCUGUGGCUUUGUUUUUUGUGUGCGCUACCUUUCAUUGGGCAGCCUACAUCCUGGUCCUGCGGGCUUCGCCACACUGCCUUUGGUAUUGCAUUUUCUCUCUGCCUCUCCUGUAUUCUGGGGAAGACUGUGGUGGUGCUCAUGGCUUUCAGAGCCACUUUACCUGGCAGCAAUGUGAUGAAAUGGUUUGGCCCUCUACAGCAGCGCGCCAUCAUCUUCUUGUGCACGGCCGUGCAAGUGGUGAUUUGCUGCACUUGGCUAAUUGUGGCACCUCCUGUCCCAUUUAAGCUCAUGACCCGUGAAACCGCCCGGAUUAUCCUUUUGUGUGAUGUGGGCUCACCAUUAGCAUUCUCACUGGUGCUGGGUUACAUAGGACUGCUUGCAGCUGUUUGUUUUUUGAUGGCCUUCUUUGCUCGAAAGCUUCCAGACAAUUUCAAUGAGGCUAAAUUCAUUACUUUCAGCAUGUUGAUCUUCUGUGCUGUGUGGAUUGCAUUUGUUCCCGCAUAUGUAAGCUCACCGGGCAAGUACACAGUGGCUGUGGAGAUUUUCGCCAUUUUGGCCUCCAGUUACGGCCUGCUGUUGUGUAUCUUCACCCCGAAGUGUUACAUCAUUCUGCUUAGACCUGAGAAAAAUACAAAGAGAUAUUUGUUGUCCAAAUCCGGCAAGAAAGAAUAUAUUAAAAACAAAAUUUGA